Molecule: messenger RNA, 1049 nt
Organism: Suillus paluster
Lineage: Eukaryota; Fungi; Basidiomycota; Agaricomycetes; Boletales; Suillaceae
Product: glyoxalase-like domain-containing protein
Exons: 4
Coding region: 168-1034 (288 amino acids)
Source: RefSeq, a predicted model, not a curated record
AGGAUGUUUCCGAGACUGGCGUUUACGAUUCGGACUUAGCAAGGACUUCUUCUAGAUCUCGGACUAUAGUAUACGAAGUUGAUUCUCACCAGCGAUAUUAAUAUCCACGACAUAAUUCUCGUCACCUGAAUUGAUACUCAUUCUGCUUGGUCUUGUUGAACGAAACCAUGUCGACGCCCUCAACCAAGACUCUCGAUCACAUCGUGCAUCUAACCCCUCCCGGCACAGUGAAUGAGGUAUCACGACAGUUCCAAGACCUUGGUUUCCAUGUCAUCCCAGGAGGUGUACACGCUGGAGGACUGACAGAAAAUGUGCUUGUGGUACUGCAAGAUGGCGCAUACCUUGAACUCAUUUCCUUCACCCACCCAGCAUCACAUUACCCACCAGGAUCGCCUGACCGCCAGAAACGGGAUGCCAACCCCUGGGCCUGGAAAGAACCUGGUUGGAUUGACUAUGCGUUCCUCGGUUCUUCCAGCACCUCCAUAUCAGAACUUAUAAACGCCCGAGCCAAGGAGGAAAAGAGUAGAAUUCGGUAUGAUCUAGAGGUGGACGGAGGGAGGGAGCGCAGCGACGGCAAGGUGUUGAAAUGGCAGAUCUCUGCGCCAUCCCAGGAUAACGGCCGAGGAGCUACUCCAUUCUUCUGCGGAGAUGUCACGCCAAGGGAAUGGAGGGUUCCACUUGAUCCCCCUUCGAAUGCACAGCAUCCAUCUGGAGUCCUUGGGGUCGCAUAUAUCCGGAUUUUGGUUAAAGAUGUCGAUUUUUCGGAUAUGGCAGCAGAUAUGACAUCGGUCGUUGGUAGAUCACCUGUGUCUAACACAGGGCGAAGAGCGACUUGGGUGCUUGACACACCUAGUGCAGAUGUCGCUGGAGGAAACCCCCAACUUAUCAUCAGCGUACCAGAGACAGAGGACGAGCGCCAGACGUUGAUUGAGAGAGGCGAAGGCAUUGAGGAGGUUGCGUUCCUCGUUAGUUCGAGGAAGAAGGAAGGGCAAGCCAAGACGCCUUACGGGAAAAUUGUCUGGUUACAGGGAUGACUCGCACAAAAUAAU